UUGUGGAAAUUCCAGAACAAGAUCAAAUGCAGUUUAUACGAGUGCUGUGAUCGACCGUAUUUGCAUCAUGACUUAGAUGAGCUUGUCUAUGGACAACACUUAGUAUUGGACGUCGUAGAGAAUUCAGUCCGUGCUCACUGGACAAAUGAACUUACGAAGAAGCCACUGGUGAUGUCCUUCCAUGGGUUCACGGGAUCUGGCAAGAAUUAUGUUGCAGAGAUUAUUGCUAACAGUACGUUUAGAAAUGGUAUGAAGAGUAAUUUUGUCCACCACAUUGUUGCGACCUCAGAUUUUCCUGAUAAAGACAAGAUUAAUGAGUAUAAGUUGCAAUUACGUAAGCGGAUUUUGGAGGCAGUGAACAGAUGUAACAGAGCGCUGUUUAUUUUUGACGAGGCAGAUAAGCUACCUGAACAACUUCUAGAAGCUAUUAAACCAUUUCUCGACUACUACGACUCAGUUGGAGGUGUGGAUUUUAGGAAGAGCACAUUUCUGUUUCUAAGCAAUCGUGGUGGAAACCUGGUAGCAAAUGUAGCCUUGAGUCAUUACCAAGCUGGUAGUCCGCGUGAAGACCUUACCCUGAACAAUUUUGAACGAAUGUUAAUGGAAGCAGCAUAUAACGAACCAGGUGGUCUCAAGUUUUGCGAGUUAAUCUCGAAUCAUCUGAUUGACCACUUCAUACCGUUCCUUCCCUUGGAGCGUCGGCAUGUAAUCCUUUGCACGAUUUCAUAUUUAAAGUCCCAUGGAAGGUCAGAUCUAGCUAAGGAUGAUGAAUUAGUUCAUCGCAUCGUUGACUCUUUACAGUACUUUCCACGAGGACAGGAGAUUUUCUCUAGUUCUGGAUGCAAAAGAAUAGCUGCUAAAGCUGAUCUAGAGAUCAGCAAACGAAUCCCCCCUUCUGUGGCUAUUCGACACUUGAACUUUGAUGAUGAGCUUUAA
Messenger RNA from Angiostrongylus costaricensis, 936 nucleotides. The record is from the annotation of a GenBank genome assembly. Lineage: Eukaryota; Metazoa; Nematoda; Chromadorea; Rhabditida; Metastrongylidae.